CUCUUUCAAUUCAGUUUCAAUUUAAGGGGCUUUGUUGGCAUGGUAAACAUAUGUUUCUCCCUCUCUCUGUGCCCAUCUCUCUCACUUUAUAGCUGGGUUCAAUCUUUCUCUCUGCUCUCUCUCUCUCUCUCUCUCUCUCUCUCUCUCUCUCUCUCUCUCUUUCUCUUUCUCUUUCUCUCUCCUCUCUCCUCUCUCUUUUCUCCCAAUGUUUCUUCGGACACUUUAAAAUAACUUUUAUGAAUAAGCCAUUAUAAACACUUAUAAGUGUGUAUAAAUGUUUUAUGAAUUAUUAUAAAUGUUAUAUUAUAAUUCCGUAUGCAUUGUAAGGAGUAUAACACCUAUGCAUUCUUAUAGCUCUUAUAGCUUACAGACACAUUUCGCAUGUUGAUGAGGCCGUGCUGCUGAAAUACACAAACAGCCGCGAGAAAUGUCUGAAAUAGGCUAUAAAGACAGACAAUGUUGAAAUCUACCAAAAUGGACAGAAAUAUAACAAAACUUGCAGUGAGAGUAAACUAGUCUAGCCUAUAAAUUUGCAGCGGCUCAUAACCGCUUCACGAAAAGUGAGCAAUUAAGGUGAUGCGUUUCUAUGAUCAUACAUCCUGUCGAAGAUGAGAAUAGGACAGAGGUGUCGAAUCUAACUCUUAGGGAUGCUCUUCACGUCGACAUCUCAAGAGUCGAUACUGUAAUGAUUCAACUUGUCACAGUUUUACAACAGCCAUAUACUACAUGAACAUUUGGGCAUAGGCUACGAGGAGCGCUGACUUUAAUGACCACUUUCUCUGCUCUGUCUGCUCAGCCGCGGUUUACUCUAUUCAGCGGUGAGAUUUUCGUAGGUUUCUUUCUUCUGUCUCAAUCUCAACGCUUACGAUUGGAGCACCACCAAUGCCGAUAAUUUUUUAGCCUGCUGAUUUCCAUUUGCGCUGGGAGCGCGAGGAAAUACGCUACACAGCUAGGUUAUAAAGAACAAGCCGCCAAGUACAGGAAUUAUAGGGCGACUACCCGAGUGUCAGGAAUACGGGCUACAUUCGCUGAUGGACUAACCGAACCAACUGCAGCCACAAGCCUACCAGUGGAGCCAAAACCGGGAGGGGAGAAAGAACAGUUUCAAUUCACUGACGGUUAUUUCUCAAAGGACCCCCGGGACAGGAAAUCUGACCACUUCUAAUUGUGGAAAACUGCUUUGUGACCGUUACACAUGCUUUUGUUUUGCGCGGUAUGGGUGUAAGGACCGUAUUUAAAGAUACCCAGCAGAUACCAGGCAGUCACAAUACAACCUAUCAAACUCCGUCCAACCGGGCGCUGGUGGUAUAUGGCUGCAUGCAUUAUCAGAACAUAUAUGUUUGUCGUUUCUUUGGACGUAUUUUGAGAUUAUUUUAAGCAGCUUUGGAUACUUUGUUUUUGCGUUGCAUGUGAAUUGAAAGGAGCCUGGAAUUGGCCUUUAUAUGACUUUUCUAUCCUAUAUGAAGGAGUUGGAUAGCGGAACGAGAGGAGAGCGACACAAACAAACAACGGGGACUCAACACUAUUCAUAUUGAGAUCAUUUCGUUGUGAUUUUAGUAGACAUUAUUAACUAAUAUUUUAGUCUAUGCCUUAAAUUCAUUUUAUAGUUCGUAUUAAAUAGUUAUUAAUGUAACGUUUUGUUUUGGACACUUUUCCAUACGGGGUGUCGGUCAUAUGGUGAAACUGGAGGGGUUAACAUAACUGUUAUGGUUUCAGUCAAACAGUGACAGAAAUAAACUAAUCAUUAUCACCCAAGUCUGCCCGCGACCCUUCGGUGACUCACGUGCCAGCCUCAGUGAUGGUCGGAAUAGAGAUCUAACAAGACAACAACCCUGCUGAUGCGACCAGGUACAUUACAAAUAUCUGUGAAGGCUGUUGAUGGAGAGGAUUUCGAAUGACAGCCGGGACAGUGGUCAUCACAGGCGGUAUUUUAGCUACAGUUAUCUUACUGUGCAUCAUCGCAGUACUGUGUUACUGUAGACUGCAGUAUUAUUGCUGUAAGAAGGAGGAGUUGGAGUCGGAGGAGGAGGAGCCCGACUUUGCAGUGACAUCCCGCCUCCCGCCAGUCCACUCCAACCAUAACAUCGUGGCGGCGUCGGUCGCCGCCUCCACCCCUAACGGCCCCGCCCUCUUCACACCGCCUUUAGCGCGGAAACUAACGCGCUCGCAGACAUUUUGCCCUUCGUGCACACACCAUGAUGUGCCCUUCUACCUGCAGCAUCCGGACGGCCUGCGGAACGGCGGCGACCGCAUCAGCUACCGUAGCAUCCAACAGCAUGACCUGGAACUGCCCUUAGAAAUGCCCAGCUACCACAAACUGAACCUGACCCGGUCAGUCACCAUGAGGGACAUGUUCAACCGCAGCUGCAGCAUUAGCACUGACGUCUAGUGGUAUCGGCGACACCCCGUGGCAUAGAGGGCUCAUGGAAACAGAUAGAUAAAUACAAUGGGGACAGAUAGUGGGACUGCAGCUCGACAACCACUGCUCCAUGUCCCUCGGUCUUAUGCUGAGAUAUAACCGCAAAAGAUAAGCAUUGAAAAAAUCCAUCCUCUCCUCAUCCGCUUGCUCUGUGGUGAGUAGGAUGUUGACCCUCAAAUAAAACAGUUUCUACUCUGUCUGGACUCGUAUUGGAUUACCCUAAACCUAAACGGUCAAACUAAACCACCCUCCGGUCUAACUAAAUCCCCUCCGGUCUAACUAAACCACCCUCCGGUCUAACUAAACCACCCUCUGGUCUAACUAAACCACCCUCUGGUCUAACUAAAUCCCCUCCGGUCUAACUAAACCAUCCUCCAGUCAAACUAAAUCCCCUCCGGUCUAACUAAAUCCCCUCCGGUCUAACUAAAUCCCCUCCGGUCUGAUUCCACCACAUCAACUGUACCUUUGAAUAAUAAAUACCAGACUUUCUGUAGUUGCUGCUAAAUAAACCAAGAAACCAUGGUGAUAAGGAUAAAUAAGAGGGCUAUGGAGCCUCCUCCCACUCCUGCCACUCUCCACCAAUCCCCAGCCUGAUCAAGAGAGAGAGAGAGAGAGAGUGUGUGAGAGAGAGAGAGUGAGAGAGAGUGUGUGAGAGAGAGGGAGUG
Molecule: messenger RNA, 3084 nt
Organism: Oncorhynchus mykiss (rainbow trout)
Lineage: Eukaryota; Metazoa; Chordata; Actinopteri; Salmoniformes; Salmonidae
Source: RefSeq, a predicted model, not a curated record